Musa acuminata subsp. malaccensis (wild Malaysian banana) is the source of this 2130-nucleotide messenger RNA. RefSeq lists its product as uncharacterized. Lineage: Eukaryota; Viridiplantae; Streptophyta; Magnoliopsida; Zingiberales; Musaceae. The record is from RefSeq and is a predicted model, not a curated record. Gene Ontology annotation, cellular component: membrane.
GUUAACAUGCUUAGCUUCUUUAAUUCUUUGUCCAUAUCUGUUUUCUUCUUCUUAAGUAUUUAAUGAUGAAUGGGAUUGUCCAUAUCUGUCAUCUAAACCGCACCCGUAAGAUCUAAGGCACCUGAUGAAAAAAGUGCGUUGAGAGAGGAAGAGAGAGAGAUCACGGAUUCUUGCGUGGUCAAUCAUGUCAGUGACGACAGUGGCUUUUAUGUGCAAUGUUUUGGAGUAAUUAUUGAACCUAUAUAAUAUUCCUCUUAUAAUGAUGACAAGAAGCACGUUUUGGGUUGCGGUAAAGAACAGGUUUGAUCACCUCAAAAGGAGAACAGAGAUCUAAGACCGCCAAACGUAUUAAUGUAAUGACGAACGCCGCCAUGGAGGAACUCUGCAGCAAUGACGGCAACAAUAGCAGCGGCGGCGGCAGGGAGAGGUACACGGAGUUCAUGGAGGACUCGUGCUGCGCCCGCAACUGCCUCGGGCCGAAACCCUCCAUAGCGAGGUUCAUCUACGCUAUCAUCUUCCUGGUCACCUGCCUCCUCGCGUGGACUAUUCGGGACUAUGGCCGCAACGCCCUCUCCGAGCUCGAGAGACUGAAAGGUUGUCAUGGUGCUCGCUAUUGUUUGGGCGCGGAAGGUGUGCUCCGCAUUAGCUUUGGCUGCUUUUUAUUCUUUUUUGUCAUGUUCCUAUCAACUGUAGGAACGAAGAAAUUGGAAGAUUCUCGAAAUUUCUGGCACUCCGAAUGGUGGCCUGCUAAGAUAAUCAUUUGGAUUGGCUUCAUGGUGGUACCAUUCUUCGUGCCUUCUGCAUUUAUCCAGUUCUAUGGGAAGUUUGCACACUUUGGUGCAGGGGCAUUUCUUAUGAUUCAACUUAUCAGCGUGAUCAGUUUCAUAACUUGGCUAAAUGACUGCUGUCAAUCAGACAGAUAUGCAAGGAGAUGCCGAUACCAAGUGAUGGUACUGUCAGUCGCAGCGUAUGUGGCAUCCAUCUUGGGAAUUAUCUUGAUGUAUAUCUGGUAUGUGCCCAGUUUAUCCUGCAGGCUCAAUAUCCUUUUCAUCACCUUGACUUUGGUGCUUCUACAACUCAUGACACUCGCAUCUAUGCAUGCCAAGGUUAAAGCAGGAUUUCUGGCACCAGGGUUGAUGGGAAUGUAUAUUGUGUAUCUUUGCUGGAGUGCAAUCAAGAGUGAGCCGCAGACAGAGAUAUGCAAUAAAAAAGCAGCAGUUGCAACAAGUGCAGACUGGCUUAUUAUUGUGAGCUUUGUUAUUGGUGUCCUCGCAAUAGUGAUUGCUACAUUUUCAACAGGGAUAGACUCCAAAUGCCUUCAGUUCAGGAAAACUGAAGCAGACUUGGAAGAUGACGUUCCCUAUGGGUAUGGCUUUUUUCAUUUUGUUUUUGCGAUGGGAGCAAUGUACUUUGCCAUGCUGUUUGUUGGCUGGAAUGCACAUAAUACCAUGCAAAACAGGUGGACAAUAGACGUUGGAUGGGUCAGCACUUGGGUCAGAAUCGUCAAUGAAUGGGUAGCAAUACUUGUCUACAUAUGGAUGCUCGUUGCUCCCCUCGUCUGGAGGAGCAGAAGGCAAGCAGAUUCAGUAUAGGACAUGAGGACUGUUCCUAAUUUCUCAAGCACAGAGUACAAGAGCAACAUUCUUUUCCGACAAGCUGAUACAAAUUAGCUUCUAUCAAGCAUCAUCCGCAAACAGCAUCAGCUGUGAGCUUUUCCAAAACAUUCUUGCAAAUAUUAUCAACUUGGUUGCAGGUCAUGGCACAGACUUGUUCAAGAACCAAAAACUAUAUAUGCUAUCAGAGCUCAUGAUCCACUCCUUAAGGUAAAGCAGGGUUAUGAUCUCUCCAAAUGGAUGUCUGAGAACAGCAUGCCAUUACUUUGAGUUGUUUGGUGCUUCUCAGAAAAGCAUACUCCUGCAAAACCUCAGUAGGUAAGAGGAGAAUUCUAAUCCAACCUGUUCAGCAAAAAUGGAACAAAUUCUUUUUCUCUUUUUAUAAUGUUACGAUUUCCUUUUAUUUAUGCAUAUAUGCUCUUGUAAAUUGGCUGAUUGCAUACAUGUCCUUCUCAAGUAUUCUUUUGCAUGCGGUUUCUCUAAAUUGUAAUAUAUUACACUGUUGUUCUUUUUGUUA